Asterias rubens (European starfish) is the source of this 1242-nucleotide messenger RNA. Its product is annotated as gastrin/cholecystokinin type B receptor-like. Gene Ontology annotation, molecular function: G protein-coupled peptide receptor activity. Gene Ontology annotation, biological process: neuropeptide signaling pathway. Gene Ontology annotation, cellular component: membrane. The transcript has a single exon. Lineage: Eukaryota; Metazoa; Echinodermata; Asteroidea; Forcipulatida; Asteriidae. The coding region runs from base 1 to 1242 and encodes 413 amino acids. The record is from RefSeq and is a predicted model, not a curated record.
AUGGACAAUUACGAAGGUCCGAAUGCACACACUGUGUAUGUGUGUUCGAUUUUAAACAUCGUUCUGAACGCUUUGCUGUUGGUCUUCGGAGCUCUUGGCAACAUCCUGAUACUUCGGGUUUACUGCACAAAGAAACGGAAGACGACCACUCAUAUCCUGAUUAUGGGUCUUGCGCUUGCGGACCUUAUGGUUUGCCUAUCUCUGACAGGAUACAUUGUUGAGUCAAGUUACACCCUUCUCGGUAAGCACAUACCAGAAAACAUGUACCUAUACCAAAACUACAUCAACAUUUGGAUAGGUGUAUCUGUUGGAAUCACUGGCUUUAUAGCUGUUGACCGAUACGAUAGUGUGUGCCGCCCAAACAGACGCAUGUUCAACAACCGACGGGCCAAGAUUGCCAUUUUGGUGUCGUUUAUUCCAUCCGUAACUGCUGAAGCUCCUCUUCUGGUGUCAUGCAUAUUUUUCUCAUGUAAAGUCACCGUUUUGCCCUCAUGGGUCAUACAAGUUGUGGGGUUCCUCACAACUCUGUUUAUGAUCGGUUUGUGCUACGGCAAGGUGUACAUGACAAUUCGACGACAUGUCAGAGUCGACAUCAACACGGUGAGCCAUGAACAGUUACCCGAACGAGGUGGCAGGGACACACAACAUAAGUUGGCUAUCGGCAUGAUAGAACAGCGGUCCAAGAGCAGAGGUUGCCAAAAUAACAGAGUCCAACGAAAUUGCGGUCCAUGCUUCGCCAACCAACCACAAACCUUCCAUUUUAAAACGCACGCCCGUCCUGUGCUGUUUGUAGCCUCCCUUAACUCAGACGACGCCGCGAGAAUCGGCAAGGCGUUAGACAGAACCACAAGAGAGGUGGACGAGGGUCGCUUAGCCUCGACGAUAUUCAUCGAGCAGGCCCCCGAUACUAUGGGACGAACUGGUAUGUUACCCGUCAACAGAAUUUCACACAAACCACGCUACAACAACGCGGUGCUUCACCGAAGAACGACAAAGAUGCUGUUCGUAACCAGUGUGGUGUUCUUGCUGUCUUGGCUACCAUUCUGGUUGGCGAGUCUUGUCAGCCAGUUUGGCCAAUUUGACAAUCAGGAGAUACAGUACAUUCUGCAGAGUUUGAUACUAAAAACGUUGUUCAUAAAUAACGCCGUGAAUCCCAUAAUUUACAGCCUCGCCAACAGACGGUUUAGAGAGGAAAGUGGGCGAGAGCUUCGGAAAAUAAUGGUUACAUGUGUGCAAUAUUAA